Molecule: messenger RNA, 1482 nt
Organism: Caenorhabditis briggsae
Lineage: Eukaryota; Metazoa; Nematoda; Chromadorea; Rhabditida; Rhabditidae
Exons: 5
Coding region: 1-1482 (493 amino acids)
Biological process (GO): monosaccharide transmembrane transport
Cellular component (GO): membrane
Molecular function (GO): hexose transmembrane transporter activity
Source: RefSeq, a predicted model, not a curated record
AUGACUUCUGAUCCUUCUCUACUCUCAUGGAAUGGCGUUCGCCUGUUCCUCAUUUGCUCACUACUCACUGCGAUGACUAAUUUUCCUUCAGGAUUCUCUCACACAUCCGUUAACACCGCCGUUCACAAACUCAAUGAAUACCUGAAUAGUUCAUUCACGGAACGGUACCGACCAUUAGAUCAUGAAGAAGUGUCUCUUCUCAAAUCUGGAAUCAACUCAGCCUGGUAUCUUUUCCAAGUCAUCGGCGCAAUGUGCAGUCCUUUCCUCUGUGACACCUACGGCAGAAAAGUUGCAUUUGCUCUUUCAAUCGCAUUCAUGACUCUCGCUGGCGCGAUGCAGAUGAUCGCUAGUUUCACACCAUAUUCAGAAGUUUUGAUUACCGGAAGACUGAUCGCUGCUGUAUUCUCUCCGCUUAGUGAUGCAGCAUUGAUUCUCUAUCUUCAGGAAAUCUCUCCAGCUUCCCUCCGUGGAACGAUGUCAUCUCUCUACUCCACUGGAUACUCUACAAUGUGUUUGCUCGGAAUGUUGCUCGGACACGAAGGUCUUCUUGGACAUUCACUUUCGGUGCUUCUUUUUGUUCCGGUCAUCCCUGGAAUUCUGUCUACGGCGUUUAUCCUUUGGAUGCCUGACACCCCAAAGUUCUUACUUUUGGUGAAAAAAGACAAGGUGGCUGCACUGAAAUCACUAAGGUUCUUCCAAGGAUUCCUGCCUGAUCAAGCUCUACUUAUCGAUUCGAUGGAACAACACCAAAAAGAAGAAUUGGCUGCUAACAAUAAAAACAAUAUUGAAGAUAAAGAACCAGCAACUUCAGUGAUGCACAUUCUGACGACCCCACAUCUUAGGAAGGCAAUGUUGUUGUCCGUUGCUGCAGCAGUUUUAACACUUCCUUUCUAUCCGAUCCUUCAGAGCAGCACAUUCUUCUUCACUGAUAUGGGCGUAGAUAUGAGAACAUCUCAAAUGGCCUCAAGUUUGAUGAUGGUGGUGCUCACGGUCUCUUCUAUCUGCUCUACCUUGAUCAUCGACAAAGUUCCUCGCAGAGUUCUUCUCCUCACAUGCGGAUCAUGCACGGUUCUUUUUCUGACUGUCUUCGCUGUAGCAGAGCAAAUGCACCAACAAUCGAUCGCUAUGGGAGCAUGUUUCGGAUUCGUCAUGGCCUAUGGAAUCGGAGUCGGCCCCGUUAUCUGGUCUAUCCCACCAGAGUUGUCUCCACUGGCCAACAGAUCAAUGAUGUUCUGCUUCGUUUACUCGAUUCAUAGCUGUCUCGUAGUUGUGACCAAUUUCUCAACUAUUCCACUCUUCAUGAACAUCGGCGCCUUCUCGUUUGUGGUCUUGUUCGCCAUUCCAUCAGCUCUGGCAUUGGUCUACUUGCUGACCUGUCUCCCAGAGACCAGCGGACGCGAGAUUCAUGUCAUCAUCAACGAACUCAAAGGGUUCAUCGAGGACAAAGAACCAUCUGCAGAUAUUAUUUCUGCUGUUGCCUAA